UCUUCUUCCCACUCUCCACGAAGAGAGAGAGAGAGAGAGAGAGGGUCAAAGGGCCAUUUUCGAAAAUUCAUCAAACUCAGCUGGUCCUUUUGGUAAUUUUCUUUUGCAGAAAAAGGUGUUUGAUGCUGCCGUAGUUAUUCGUGCAAACGGCUUGAAAAGAUACGGCCGUUGCAGGGGGAAGAAUCAAAGCAAUUGAGCACAAAACACCCUCAGAUUCUCACAAAUUUCGAAAUUACCCCUUGGUUCUUUCUUCCCAGUUUCGUUUCUCUUCUCUCUUUCUGCUUCUCUUUCUCUCUUCCUUUUCUGUAUUUUGUUCACAUCUGGUUUUGCUUCUCUUUUCUCUCUUUGAGGUUUCGUGCUUUUGUAUCAUAAGGCUAUGUUUGGUGAGAAAGAUCUCUCUAAUGGUCUUGCUUCUGAGGACGAAAGUUCUCAGAGCAAGCUUACUCGGCAUAUCUCUGAGUUUAACAAGAAUCGUUCUGAAGAGAAAAUGGGUUUUUCUGAAAAGGGUAUCGAUUUUCUCAGAGAAUCAGAGAUGGGUUCUGAUGGGUUCCAAUCAAAGGUAACAAAAAUCGGGAAUCCUGGUUCACAAGAGUUGACCCUUAGCUAUCUCUGCGAUAAUUCAAAACUGGGUUUUCCCGAGAAAGAGUUUUCCGGGAAAAAUCUGCUGAAUUCCUUUGAGAAAUUUAGUUACAAAGGGAAAGAAGUCCUGGUCUCUGAGAAUUCAAACCAAGAUGAAAAGUGGGUAGAGAGAGAUUUCCUCAAUCUAAAUGAAACCAGGGUGGAUUCCGCAAAACGAGAGGUUGAAGAGGAGGCUGAGAGAGAAAACAGAGACAAGAGGCCGAAGCUGGAGACACUCAAUCUCUCUCUAGCUUUGCCUAACGUUUCGCUUUCGCUCAAUGCUUCGGAUGCGCUUCAAAAUGGCAAUCACAAUACGGGUAGACCAAAACCCACUCGGAGCAUGCAAUCUCUGCCUCCAUCCGCCAAUACCCAAACCACGUACUCCAAUGAUUACACCACAGCUUCACUAUCCUACUCAUAUUCCCACGCUUUUUCACACAAUCCGAGUUGUUCGCUUACGAGAAAUUCGACUGAAAACUACGAGUACUCGGUUGGGAAAGACGACCAAAUUUGGAAUUGCGGGGAAGGGACUAAUGGGUCUGUGCACAGUCGGUUCAAGCCGAUUGGAGAUGGCGGCGUUACGUUGUCGAAUCACGGUGGUGGGAUUUUUUCACUGAUGCAGGGAAAUCGUAAAGAUUCUUGUAAUAAUAGUCUAUAUAGGACGACAAGCUCUGAUAACCAUUCGUUUUUUCCUUCUGAGCUUCCCGCUAGGCCUAAGAUUGAUACACAGUCAGGGGAUUCUAGAGGUAAAGCUUCAGAGAGUUUUAGAGGUUUGGAAGGUGUGGAUGGUGGUGGUGGGAGGGUAAGGUCGCUUUCUAGACCUGAGAGAAUUCUGAAGGAGAUUGUUACCGAGUCUGUGCCUGUAAUGGCUCAAAUAGUUCAGGAGCUUCCUGAUGAAACACUUGUUUCAACUAGGGAGUACUUGAAGAAUCUAAUUUCCAUGCCUGAGAAGAAACAGGAGUUGAUGAGUCUUCAAAGCAGGCUUGAGAGAAGGUCGGAUCUUUCUAAGGAAACUCUCUCAAAGUGCCAGAAAAGUCAGCUGGAAAUCUUGGUUGCGGUGAAAAUGGGUCUUGAGUGCUUUGUAUCUGGCAAAAACCACCUCCCCACAAAUGAGCUGGUGGAGAUUUUCUUGUUCAUGAGAUGUAGAAAUGUAAAUUGUAAGAGUUUGUUGCCUAUUGAUGAUUGUGACUGCAAGAUUUGCUCAGCGAACAAGGGGUUUUGUAGUUCCUGUAUGUGUCCUGUGUGUUUGAAUUUCGAUUGUGCUAACAAUACCUGUAGCUGGGUUGGCUGCGAUGUUUGUUCUCAUUGGUGCCAUGCUGCUUGUGGGAUUCAAAGGAAUCUUAUUAAGCCUGGUCCUAGCUUGAAGGGACCCUCUGGAACUACUGAGAUGCAGUUUCAUUGCAUUGGGUGUGGCCAUGCUUCGGAAAUGUUUGGUUUUGUUAAGGAUGUGUUCCUUUGUUGUGCAAAAGAUUGGGGUCUAGAAACUCUGAUCAAGGAACUUGACUGUGUUAGGAAGAUUUUUAGCGAAAGUGAUGAUUUCAAAGGCAAGGAAUUGCAUGUCAAGGCCGAGGAGAUUAUUUCGAAGCUCGAAAGGAAAUUGUUGUCUCCUGCUGAUGCUUGCAAUUUUAUUACUCAAUUCUUUAACUACACAGAUGGUGCAUCAGAAUUUCCUGCUUCUGGUAUAUCCUCAAAAGAGUUGGUGGCAACUCAAGCUAAAUUGCAGAAAGACAUGAUCCCUCUACCGCAAUCCACUUCUCUACCUGCAAAAUAUGGUGUUUACAACAGUAGUUCUAGCAUACAACGUGAUUUAUUGUCAAGUGAUUUCCAUCGCAGUGAUCUCCACCGGAAUGAUCUCCAUCGCAAUGAUCUCAAAGCUUCCAUUGUAAGCACUGAAGAUGAUUUCAGGUUUGGGUCGAUACCAAAAUCAGCUGGAUAUGACAGCUUGGAAAGCAUUGUGAGGAUCAAGGAAGCAGAAGCGAGAAUGUUCCAGAGUAAGGCAGAUGAAGCAAGGAGAGAAGCCGAGGAGUACCGACGGAUUAUACGGACAAAGACCGUAAACUUGGAAGAAGAAUAUUCUGAAAAGCUUGCCAAACUCUGUUUGCAGGAAACAGAUGAAAGGCGGAGGAAGAAACUCGAAGAGCUCAAGGUUUUGGAAAAUUCACAUGAUGAUUAUUACAACAUGAAGAAGAGAAUGCAAGUUGAGAUUUCUGGGCUGUUGGAGAGAAUGGAGGCUACAAAACAACAAUGGGUGUAAUUUCAAUUUUCUUUUUCUCUUAUUAACAAUGUUGCUAAUUGUAUGUAGUUGUUGAUUUUACUUCGAUUUUGAACAAUGCUUUGUUAUUUAAAAUUAAAAAUGAAUGGUUAUUUAGUUA
Molecule: messenger RNA, 2990 nt
Organism: Ziziphus jujuba (common jujube)
Lineage: Eukaryota; Viridiplantae; Streptophyta; Magnoliopsida; Rosales; Rhamnaceae
Product: protein OBERON 3
Exons: 2
Coding region: 377-2872 (831 amino acids)
Cellular component (GO): nucleus
Source: RefSeq, a predicted model, not a curated record